Cooperia oncophora is the source of this 681-nucleotide messenger RNA. NCBI's taxonomy places the organism in Eukaryota, Metazoa, Nematoda, Chromadorea, Rhabditida, Trichostrongylidae. The record is from the annotation of a GenBank genome assembly.
AUGGCUUCGCUGUUUCAAAUGGAUCGGGUGCUCUAUCAGUGCGGAUGUGAAGACUGGUGGCCUCUCUGUAACCUCUAUUUUUGCCGACACUGCUCCAUACUUCGAUGCAUAUCAUGCAGUCUCAACGAAAUUGAUUCAACCUUCUGUCCAAACUGCUUGGAGAACAUUCCAGCUGGCGAGGCUCGAGUGAAGAAGAAUAGAUGCAUCAACUGUAACCAGUGCCCAGUAUGCUCAAUGGUAUUAACAACAAGAGCAGUUGGUGAAUCAUGCCACUUAAUGUGUUCAACCUGUCGAUGGUCAACUAGGGACUCAGGCACGCCUGACCAGCCAUCCAGCAUAAAUUGGCCUGUACAUGAAAGCACUUUGGACAAAGAGCUCGGCGAAGUUUUGGAGAGAAUGCGUGUUUUGGCGGCGGCGGAAAAGGCUCAGCGGGAUCAAGUGAAGCUAAAUAAAAGGAGAUCUCAUAAUGUAGGGAGUCUUUUGACGGACCGUUAUGGGCUACAAGCAAUCUAUCAAAAACGCAAGAAAACAUUCGAAAAGCCUCUUCCACAAAUGCCUUUGCAUCUAUCUUCUGAUGAGUAUCUUGAUGACUCAAUUGAGCCUUUCCUUAGAAUCUCGUCUUCGGCAACCGCUUGCUUCUGGUCGACCACUACGACCUGUCAGAAUGCCAUUGAAAGCUAG